GAACCGCCAGAAGGCCCUCGGAGCUGGACCUCAGUGUCCGGGCAGAACGAUGGGGGUGGAGACGCUCCUUCAGGUAUACCGGACCGAGGCCGUUUAGGGCUUUAAAGGUCAACACCAACACUUUGAAUUGUGCUCGGAAACGUACUGGGAGCCAAUGUAGGUCUUUCAGGACCGGUGUUAUGUGGUCUCGGCGGCCGCUCCCAGUCACCAGUCUAGCUGGUGUCAAGCAAGCUACAGUCAAGCAAUGUAGUUGAGAUCAUAGAAUCACAAAACUGUAGUAUUGUAGCGCUGGAAAGGGACGUCUAGCUCAAGCCCCUGACGAAUAGACAUUCUGUUGUGGUGACCGUAACCUAGGUUUGAGGUGCUGUUUGGUGCCUGGCUUACAUACCUGCGUUUCCAACAUGGCUUCUCCCCCAGCCAUGCACCUGCCUCACCAUGAAAUGGUGCGAUCCCAGGCGCUCAGCACCAAAUGACUUCCUUGCAGCUAUAGAUUGGCUCUUAAGCAGCGUUAGAAACUCAGAUAUAUAAUAUAAUCGCCAGAUGGCACCUUAAACCCGAAGUGAUGGUCGCCACAAUGGAACGUCUAGGCCAGGGGUCAGCAAACUUUUUCAGCAGCAAACUUUUCCAGCUGUCCACUGUCCCUCAGACAGACUUCCUGUUGUUAUUCUGUCUCUCACAGCUACAAUAAGCCUACCAUUAAAAUUAUGGACAGGUCAUUUCUUCAUCAGAGGGCAAACGGGCAAAUGUAGCACUGGAUCAAAUACUCCCCCCUCACACUGUAUGUUCCACAGUGAUGUGGGAAGCUGCUGUGACUAUCUGAGUGCCCAUCUACAUGCGCCCUUGCAGUUUGAACAUGAAAGUGUGGUUGGAAUUAGAGAUAAGGUGCAGGCACAGAAAGGAUCUCUUUGUACAGCUCUGAGCUUGAAGCAUGCACAGACGGUGAAUGGCAAUUCUAUAUGGAGUUUGCCCAGGUAGCUAAAUUAAAAAGUUGAUCCCUGCUACAGGCAUUGCCAAUUCCCAAGCCUUCCAACCCCUUUGCGGCUUUCCAACCAGUGAGCAGGUUUGUAUGGAUGUACAGAUGAUUUCCCAUAAGAUAUUGAGCUGCAUAAACAAGACUCGCUGACCCCCCCCAAAGCCCCCCUCUCCCAAAAACCAUGGCAAUCCAGGGUGGCUUCACUCGUUCAACCACCCUGCCGGAGGUAGUAGCAGACAGAUGGUUCUCAACAAUGGGAAAAUCCAGUUGGUUUCCCUUAGGAAAAUGCUUGAGAACAAUAAUGCUUAAGGGGAUAAAGGCAGAUUAAUUAAUAGAGGCAUUGUUGUGCCUGUGUUUGGUUGCUCCUAUUUGCGCUCUAAUUAUGCGAUAGAUGUGCUCUUUUAUGGAGAGAUCUAGCACACAGCGUGGAUAAAGCGUCCCUCCCAUCGUAACAGUAUCUAUCAAAAGAAUGGAAUUGGGCUUAAGUCUUGCUUCCAUUUUUAGACCAACAGUAAGCUGAACGUGCAAUCUGUAGAGCAACCCUGUGCAUAUCUGUUCAUAACUUAAAUUCCCUGAUUGCCACAGUAGUGUUCUUUUUACUUUGGCAUAAUCUGCCCUUUAAUUUGGUGUGAGUACUGUCUUCGAUAUCCAGUGUGUAUUGUAGGACAGUGUCCUCAGUAGCCUGAUUUAUACUGGCACUAAACCAUGGUUUAGCGUUGCAAGAGCAAGCCAAAGUGAACCCCAGACUUGAACUCUCCCUCCUCUCCUUCUGGCACAGACAUGAGGACAAGAUAGAAAAUUUCUGCUUCUGUUUCGGAUGAACCACAGCUUGGCGUCCAAUCCCAAACUGAUUAAGUUUAAGUAUGGUUAGCUGAAACAAAGCCAACUUCCAAAACUAUAGUUUGGCUUGUUUCAACAAACCAUACUUAAGAUUAAUCACAGGUUGUCGGGUUCAGGUGGCAUGGCAAGCUGUGGUUAAUCUAAAAAGGAACCAAAUGUUUUCAACCUCCUCUUCAUGGCUGCAUUGGAGGGGGGAGUGUGCCAAUCUGAAGCUAACUCGGAGAUAUCCCCACAAUCCAAGCCAACACACUGUGUUGGGUAAAAAUGUACCCUUUUUCCUCUUCCUGGGAGGGAGUUGUGAAGAAAAACAGGUUUGCGUGUUUCCAUUGUGGCUGAUUUGAACUAGAGAAAAACCAGAUGUGAAGGAUGUCAGUUUGCUAAUGCUCUAAACAGCAUCCUCACACUUCCACCCUGGAAUCCCCAGAGCAGUUUUGCAAUUGUGUUUUAAUUCUGGGGGAAGUGCUGGUGGAAUACAAUGAAGCAAGGACGUAUAUAAACAUACAUGUGCUAUAUCAGGCACGUCCAACAGGUAGAUCGUGAUCUACCAGUAGAUCACUGGACGUCUGUGGUAGAUCACUGGUAGAUCACUGGCUCCCUCCAAAGAAGUUCAACAACUUUGGCUCCCCUAAAAAUGCUCAACAUUUUAGCCCUUCACCCCCCCCCAAAAAAAACAGGGCUUUCUUCCCACCUCAGAGAAGCUCAACAACUAUGACCUGAACCCCUAAAAUGGGCCUUCCUCCUUCCUAAAAAAUCUCAACAACUUAGACCUGAACCCCUAAAAAACAGGGCUUUCCUCCUCCCUAAACAACUUUGACAUGAACACCCCAAAAGGGGGUAGAUCACUGCCAGUUUUUAACUCUGUGAGUAGAUUGCAGUCUCUUCGGAGUUGGCCACCCCUCUAUCUAUCUAUCUAUCUAUCUAUCUAUCUAUCUAUCUAUCUAUCUAUCUAUCUAUCUAUCCCCACUACCUGAUGCAUAAGAAGAAGGGCAAGACUGGUGGUUGAUAGAGCAUUCAACCUGCUGCAAUGCAAGUUGCAAAGCUGGGCAUACACAGUUGAUUGAUUUAUAAAAGGAUUUCUAUAUGUUGCUAUUCUGGCGGAGUACCCAAGCGCAGUGCACCACAUAAUUAAAACAAUAUUACAUUAAAAAUCAACUUAAAAUAUACAGGGGGAAAGUCGCAAAAUGCACCCAGUGAACAGAGAGUAAAUGCGUUCCACAAUCUACAGCUGUCUGGAUGAGCAGAAACAUUUUAUAUUACCGGUGGAGCCGUCAUGCUCAGGGUGCCUGCCAGAUCUCUGUGGGAAGACUGUCCCACAAUGCAGGCACCACUGCACAAAAAAAGCCCCAGUUGCUGGUUAAUCCCUGGUGGACUGGAGGAAGCCAUGCCAUCACCAAGAGGGCCACCUCUGAAGCUCAUACUGCAGAGGCAGUUUCGUAUGGGAGAAGGCGUUCUUCCAAGUAUCCCAGGCCCCAAGGUGUAUGCGGCUUUAUAAGUCAACAGCAGAACCUUAAACUUUGCUCAGUAGCAAAUUGGCAACCGGGGGGGGGGGCUCCUUAAGGAGAGGCGAUAGGGUGGACCAGUACGCUGCACCUAGUUGCGGCUCCCAAACAGCCUAGGUGAAGCCCAACACAAAGUGCAUCACAGCAGUCUUAUCUCGACACUGUGGACAUGUGAUAUAUCGAUCCAGGAACAGUCAUCGUUGAUGUACCAGCCACAGCUAGUAAAAGAUGCUUCUAGGUGCUGCAGCUACCGGUACCUGGACCUCCAGUGACCACGAUGUCUUCAAGAGCAUCUCUAAGCAACUCACCUAUUAUUUGGGCGAUGGACUGGUUAUUCAAUUCUUAGAUCUGUCAUCAGCGCAGCCAAAGAGAAGGCAGGUGGUUUGUGCUAUGAACACUACAGCUGCACACACUUUCUCAUCUAGCGGGGAUGAGACUGCUAAGGGAUGUGCCAGCUUGCCUUAACUAUGACCAAGAGGCAGGUUUCUUCUCCCCCCCCCCACCUCCUUUUUUAUCCCCAAGGAGAACAUAAUGCUCCAGUUGUCUUGGAUACACGGCGGUGUAUGUAGCAUUGUAAUCAAAUAUAGGCCGUCUGUAGUUGCAUUUUGGGAUUUAAAUCUGACCUCUGAUCUCAACAGCAGCUCUGGUGAGAUGGGCAGCCUAAUGUAGCACAUGUGUGGAAGUUGCUGAGAACAAAGGGAAAGGGAGAGAAGGAACAAAGAUAACUCUUUUUUUGCUCCUCGCCUCUUGGGUUUUGCUUGAACAUAUGCUUUAAAUGGAUGAGUGUUUCGGGGGCCUGAUGGCGGAGCCAAACGAAUCUCUCCUAUUUGUUGGUCUGCCUCGAUCGGAGCGUUUAGACGUUGGGUUGAAAUUCGGUGUGCCGCGUUCAGGUGGAGAGUCUGCGUUUGAGUUCAGGAGCCGUCCCGACAGGCUACACCCAUUGUCAAAUCGGAAGCGGAAAUUAUGUGUUUGAUUGGGAUGGGCAAAUCUGGCCAUUUUGGUUUCCAGUUUCCUUUCCCCCCUGAUUUUAAGUUCAGUUCUUCACAUUUCCCCAUCAGUUUGCAUUAAAAAUAAUAUUUUCAUCAGCAUUAUAAUACAGAUUUCUCCCAAUACACAUGUGUGUAUUUGCCUAAUAUACACAUUUUGUGGAGCAAUUUCCCCUAAAUUUCAGGUGUUGCUUUCAGUAAUAUGUGACUUUUAUUGGACACCUUACCCCAGCGCAUGAAUUUUUGUAUGCAUUACUUCUCCAGAGAACUGCCUUGCAAAAUUCAAAGAAUGGUGAGUUUUGAAGGGUGGAUGUGCUUCAGUUUUUCUUGUGUUGUUUCAGAAGCAUGGAUUUAUCUUUAAAUGAGAACUGAAACAUAUUUCUUUCCUCACCCCUAGCACACAGGUGUUGUAGUGAGAUCUGUGUCAAAUGUCAGACUGAGAUUUGGUCUUCAUCUGCAUGCCCCCUGUUCUGUGUUCCAGGUUCAGACACCAGCUGAAUCCCCACACCUGGUUUAGAGGUUGUGACGCUUGGGGAAGAAAAUAAAGAUUCAGAAUGCCUUGUUGUGAAAUACCAGAAGGUCUUUGGAUGAUAAUUGUGAUUUAGUAGAGUAAGAAUGUUGUGAUACUAAAGCCUUUAAAACAAACAAACAAACAAACUGCAAUCCUGUUUGCCCAACUGCUUUAAAGGAAAUUUAGAGAAGUUCAUGGAAGAAAAGUCUGUUUCAAAAGUGUUUAUUCCACCGAGUUAUACUUUUGAGUCGACCCAUUGAAAAGAAUGGAGCAAACUAAAUCAUGUUCAUGAAUUGAGUGGGUCAACUCUUGAAUAAGGGGCGCGGGUGGCGCUGUGGGUUAAACCACAGAGCCUAGGGCUUGCUGAUCAGAAGGUCGGUGGUUCGAAUCCCUGCAACGGGGUGAGCUCCCGUUGUUCGGUCCCAGCUCCUGCCCACCUAGCAGUUCGAAAGCACAUCAAAGUGCAAGUAGAUAAAUAGGGGCCGCGCCGGCGGGAAGGUAAACGGCGUUUCCAUGCGCUGCUCUGGUUCGCCAGAAGCUUUGUCAUGCUGGCCACAUGACCUAGAAGCUGUCUGCGGACAAACGCCGGCUCCCUUGGCCUAUAGAGCGAGAUGAGCGCCGCAACCCCAGAGUCGGACACAACUGGACCUGAUGGUCAGGGGCCCCUUUACCCUUUACCUUUUAUUCCUGAAUAAGGGACGCGGGUGGCGCUGUGGGUUAAACCACAGAGCCUAGGACUUGCCGAUCAGAAGGUUGGUGGUUCGAAUCCCCGCAACGGGGCUUGGUCCCAACUCAUGCCAACUUAGCAGUUAUAAAGCACGUCAAAGUGCAAGUAGAUAAAUAGGUACCGCUCCAGCGGGAAGGUAAACGGCGUUUCCGUGCGCUGCUCUGGUUUGCCAGAAGCAGCUUUGUCAUGCUGGCCACAUGACCUGGAAGCUGUACGCCGGCUCCCUCGGCCAAUAACGCAAGAUGCGCGCCGCAACCCCAGAGUCAUCCGCGACUGGACCUAAUGGUCAGAGGUCCCUUUACCUUUACACAACCCACAAAGCAAAGUCAAACACUACCCCGCAAACCCCACAACCUCUGGAGUUCAUCUCCCUCGGCCAAUAACGCGAGAUGAGCUCCGCAACCCCAGAGUCGUUCACGACUGGACCUAACAGUCAGGGGUCCCGUUACCUUACUCUUGAGUAAGUCUGUUGGUUAUAUCACUCGGGAAAGAUUGUCUCACCCCUUACAUACCCAACAGUGUUAGAAAUUAGACAGUUGCUAGGCGUGUUUUGCGCUGGUCCAAUUGCAACCAUGUGGAGCAGAUCUCUGGGUGCAAAACGGCCCUUAGAGAAGGAUCUGCAAUAUUUUCCCUUGAAGCUUGAAUUUGUUUUAUUCUGGAUUGUUCUAUUUGAUGUUUUAAUGUGUUGAGGUUUGUUCUAUAAAAUAUAAAGCGGCAUAGAAAUGAAAUGAUACCACCUAACAUGAACAUAGGACGAGCCUGCAGGAUCCGGCCAAUGGCCCAUCUAGUCCAGUAUCCCAUUCUCACAGUGGCCAGCAAGAUACCCAUAAACAGGAUUCGAGCAAAAGAGCGCUCUCUGCUCCUGUGAUUUUGAGCCGCUGGUACUCAGAAGCAGGGGACAAGGGGAUGGGCAUGUCCAACUAUGGCACUGAAGCUGAAUGCUCUUCAGCAGCGUAAAAUAGUAGCGUCUGUUUUUACGCAGACUUCCUCUCUUGUUUUGCCCAGGAGGCAAAACAGGUUUUAUGGGAUGUCAGAUCAUAAUGACAAGUCUAGGAAUAACCCUCCUCCGUCUCCUGAUUCUUUGCCCCCACCUACACUCUCAUGCAGAUACACACCCUAAAGAGCAUUGCAACAUCAUGCACUCUGGUAUUAACUGCCAAAGCUUGUAAGUUCUGGCGUAAUGAGGCCACAGUCCAGCCGUUCAGAGGCCGAUUGGAACGUGCAGUGCUGAACAAGCUCUGUUUAGGAAUGCUGCGGGUUCUCUUGCUUCAGUUAUCCCUCCUUUAUCCAACACGCUCGCUGGCUGAUUUGACUCCUAUACAGCCAAGGAUUUGCGAGGGUCCCAGUCCUCGGAGCCGUCUUGUGCAGUGGGAUUUCCCCCCCCCCUUUGGGGAGAAAUUCCACAGUGAAAUUUUAUUUCAUAAAAUAAAUUUGCAGCUCAGUAAACGGGUUCAAUAUCCAUCCGCUUGGGCAGUUCCAAACACCUGACUUCAGGUGACUUCCCCUAGCAAGCGUGCACAAAUAAAUGAUAAAUCUCUUUUAGUGUGCUAAAAAUUAGUACGUUAACAGUUUUUGUUUUCAUAAUAAUAAUAAUAAUAAUAGCAACAACAACUAUUAUUAUUCAUUUAUUAUUUCCCCAGCCACUCUCUCUAUAUAAGGGAAGGACUUGAUCAACUUCUCUCAACCUGAUAGCUCAAGAGGGGCCAUGCUGGUUGGGCUGACGAGAGUUGUAGUCUGACAACAUCUCGAGGGUACUGGUUUCGGGAAGGCAGGGCUAGGUAGGCACGUCAUCUUGCCCAUUCUAAAUUAGCUUCAUGUGAUCUAAUGGUUUAGCUUGGGUAUGUGACACAAACUUUCAUGCUCCCUCUUUCCCUCUUGUUCUCAGAAGCUCACAUCCUUUUCCAAGUGCUCUAGCCACAGUCUACCACGUUGUCCCACCAGGGAAGCUACUGUCAGCACCCAACUCACAUCCUGGUUUGAGGCAGGUUUGCAAACCAUAGUAUGGAGGUUAGUGCCAACUAAGUCAGCCAGUCUCCAAACUAGGGUUCGUCAGCCCUCUUCAGAUCAUGGUCUAGCGUUUAAUGGCCUUGCGUCAUGGCAAACCAUGGGUAGGGCAACCUGGGAAUGAGUUGGGAACCCCCACUUGUGGGGCAGAAUGUACAAAGGCUGUUGGGAAAAUUGAAAUAAGAUGUUUUAACUGGGCCACUAUUUCUUAAUCUCAGUGUAUCUUGCCUCCCCCCACCGCCACCCAAAUCUGCAGUAUGUGUUUCUGAAGUGUGUGUGAAAUACUCUUAAUAUUUAACAACAUUCUAUGCAAGUCCUUAACAAUAUAUGGGGGUGAUGAUGUUGUGGCAUGUGAUAUUUCUGGAUGUUUGGGACGGUGGGUUGUACCCAACGUGUCCCUUUUAUGAAUGGAUGGGCUCCUCCUCCUCCUCAUGGAGGAACUGAGAUCUAAUGCAAGAUCCUGCUCGAGAAAGUAGGGGGAUGCUAUUUCAACCCAUUCAUCCUGCAGCCCCAUGCUUUUCAGGCAGUUCUCUCAAUCCUAUGGAGAAGCGAUUGCGAGUUGCACAGCCUCCAUUCUGCAUAGCAAAGAUUGGAAUGCACUGGGUGCCCGGGUUAAAAUUCUAUCACUGUUGUGGGUUAUGGCUGAUUUUGGGAAAGUUGCUUGUACCCUCAGCUUGGUCCCCCAUCUUUUUCUUAAAAAAAUGAAAUAAAAGUAAACAUCAAUGUACCUCUCAGGUUUUCAGCUUUGUUUUGUGGAUGCCCAAGAUAUUAUAAGGCAUGUAAAGGCAUUGUGUGCUCUGUUUGCGUAUCAGCUGCCUGUUAGCCAGGUCUGAAGAAAUCGCUUUGCCAUUGCUAUAGAAACCUUCCCUUGAUUAGAUGUCAUAACUCUGUUUGAUUCACACUGAUAUGGCUGUGGGUUCCCACUGUGAAAUGAAGACAGGUUUCUUUUUAUAUAUGCGCAGAGAAUAUAAAUUCUGCUGCUUUAUAGCUUACAAAAUGCUUAAGUGGUUUUUGAUGCAGAAUUUAAUUAAAGUAGUUGCAGGAAAUAGUAAAAAAAAGAAGUAUCUUUUUUCUAUGUGUAUAUGUGUUUGGACCAUAAUCUGCAAGUUUAACACAUUAGCGGUAAACCUUUUUAUGAAAUAUUUUAAUUUAGAGAGAGCUUGUAUAUCAGGGAGUUUAUAUCUCUCCAGGGAGCAGCAAUCUGUCCUCGUGCCUACAGAAUAAUUCGGUGUAGGCAAGCCAAGUCAUCCUUGAUGGGUCUGAACAAUAUUGAAGGUUCAGCUUUAUUUGGGCCUUGCUAGUUGACGUUCUUAAUGCAGUAAUUGCAUGGUGGUUUCUUUGUGGUUGCUAGCGAUCCAACCAUCUUUCUUGGAGGCGUCUUCCGACUUCAGGACAUGAAGAAUACUGGAAGUCCAGAGAAUUUCUCUUGCAACAGAGAAACUUCAUUUUCAUGGCAGUGUGUGUCUAAAUGUUGUUGUUGUUGUUGUUGUUGUUGUUGUUGAGUCGAUGGAUGCUGCACAUAAUUGUGGUUCCACAAGCACUGUUGGUGACUCAUGACCCCCUCUUCACCUGAAACUACAUACAAAACUUCUUGGUCUGUUGAGUUUUAAAUUUGUGUGUGUGUGGAUGUUUUCAAUUGUUAAUCAUAUUUUUUAUCUGUUUUAAUACUUAAGUGGUUAAUUUGAAGCAGAAGCCAUUAUAGUGGGUUUAUUCACCUGCAAGUGCAAAACUGCUCUGGAUAUUUGUGUGUCUGUGACGUCACGAAUGCUAUCCAGUCGGUGCCUUCCACAGCUAGGUGAACGCUUCUUCCUCCUCCGUUUCAUUUCCAACCCUACUGCAGAUUCGCAGGAGUUUUUCUUUCCCAGAGCUUGAAUACGUGGCAAACAAAGCGAGAGCUCUUGGAAUCUUGUCCUCCUCUCUUUUUUAUUUUAAAAAAAGCGCAACCCACGAUGUCCAUCUUUACCUGCCAAUGCCCUAGUAGUGAGUGUGUUGCCACUGAGCACCCCAAAAUUGCAUUUCCUUCAGAAAUGGCAGGCCAGCCAAUACCACACUUUCUGUAUAUUCCUGCCUUCCAAUGAGCUCAAAAGUGCUCACGUUGAGCUUUUGACAUGAAAAUGCCCCCCAGUGGGAAAUGGCGUCUCUGAUUCAGCCACCUCCAAAGGGGGGGUGGUUAAGAGCAAGCCACGGUUUUAAUACUGUUUAUGAGAGCAACAGUUUAUGAUGCAACAUAUCAAAUAUUAAUACAAGGGACAGAAAGGACGGCAAAGGACUUGUUCCUCUUAACUGGCGCCUGCAGGCGAAUGAAUCCGCAGUUGCCAAUAAGCAAGCCGAAGGGUGUGUGGGUGGAAGGGAGCCAAGCAAAGAUGGCCCAAACAGUAUCGCCUUUUAUGCACCCACCGUGAUAAUAAAAAAUAUUAAAUUUCAGGUUGGCAGUUUAUUAUGCAUUUUAAUUCUCCAAAAAACACGGAGCUGUCCUCUCAGGAAAAGGGCCUUGGCUCAGUGCUCUCUGCACACAGGAAGUUCUGGGUUCAAGACUCCUCCCGGAAACCUUGGUGUCGGGGCCGGAAUCAGGCGUAGGCCAACAAGAUUAAAUGGGUCCAGUAACUGGAAUGACUCCGGACAAGAAAGCUGAAACGCCAGGGGCAGAGAAAUCCGCGGGGCUGCGGCACAUCCAAAGAAUGGGGAGCUUGCCGGAGGCGGUAGACGCGGCUCGGCCAAAGGCCACAGCCGUGGAUAGCGAACUGGCCGACGACGAGCUCACAAACUUGAACUGGCUUCACGAAAGCACGAACCUCCUAACAAACUUCAGCCUCGGAAGUGAGGGUCUUCCGGUGGUUAGCCCCCUGUACGACAUCGAGGGCGACAGUGUGCCAUCCUACCCUUCUUCCUGCUACUCCAACCCCGAGAAGAAAUCUGCCACAUCGAAGCCCCCCUAUUCCUUCAGUCUCCUCAUCUAUAUGGCGAUAGAGCAUUCGCCCAAUAAGAGCUUGCCGGUGAAAGAAAUCUACAGCUGGAUCCUGGAGCGCUUCCCGUAUUUUGCCACGGCCCCCACUGGCUGGAAGAACUCGGUCCGGCAUAAUCUUUCCUUGAACAAGUGUUUCCGGAAGGUGGAGAGAAGCCACGGCAAGGUGAAUGGAAAAGGUUCUUUGUGGUGUGUGGACCCAGAAUAUAAACCGAACCUAAUACAAGCCCUGAAGAAGCAGCCUUUCCCCUCUGCCUUUUUUUAUACCCCACCAGCAUCACCACUGAGUGGUUCACCUUCUCCUCACUACUUAACCUCAGUUUUGAAACAGAAUCAGGGUCGAUCUAUCAAAGACUCUGAUAUUGAUGCUGCUACUGCCAUGAUGCUCUUGAAUACUUCCAUUGAAGAAGGCAUUUUAGAUUGUAAGAAGCCGCAGCCACUCAAGCUAUCCAAGAAAAGGAAUUACGUCAGCACGUUCCAAAGCCACGGCAAGGCAAGUCCAGGGGGGAGCGAUUUCCCCGUCCCCAACAUUGACCCCAACAAGGACCAUAACUACAGUGCUAGCAGCGUGGCCUCGCAGCGCUGCGUGUCCCCCUCGAGUGUGUCUUCCCUGUCGUCCGUCGACGAGGUCUACGAGUUUGUCUCCGAGGCCAGCCGGGUGGGGAGCGAGGGCAGCGAAGGAUUCCACAGCGAGGUGGACACGGACGGAGACGACCGCGAAGAGGACGAGGACGACCCCCUGGCCGAUAGCGGCUACACCUCGCAGCCGUGCCUCGCCGCCUCGGACAAGGCCCAGCCUCGCAAGAAAGCCCUGGAGGAGCUCUGCCUUGAAAUCGACGAGGAACUGAAAGAGGCGGCCGGGUCUCUGCUGCAUCUAGCCGGGAUGAGCCCCUGUCUAGGCUCCCUCAUAAGUACUGCAAAGACCCAUAGCCAGAAACGAAGGAGAAAGAAUGACGUCACGGCCUGAGAAGUGUGUUUGGGGGUGGGGUGG
Messenger RNA from Zootoca vivipara (common lizard), 11493 nucleotides. RefSeq names its product forkhead box N2 (gene FOXN2). Gene Ontology annotation, biological process: regulation of DNA-templated transcription. Gene Ontology annotation, cellular component: nucleus. The record is from RefSeq and is a predicted model, not a curated record. Lineage: Eukaryota; Metazoa; Chordata; Lepidosauria; Squamata; Lacertidae. Gene Ontology annotation, molecular function: DNA-binding transcription factor activity; cis-regulatory region sequence-specific DNA binding.